CAGCACUACUCAGAAAAAGAGUCCAACUCACAUAGACAAUCGCACAACACGAAGACAUGGCGGAUUCCAAUAGUGGAACAAUCACCAUCUUCAUCGACUGCGUAUCGCCGUACUCAUGGUUCGGGUUCAUAAAUAUAAAGAACUUCCGCCCUCUCCUUACAGCUCAUGGGAUCGAGGUCUUCAUUGAGCCGUUCUUCCUUGGAGGCGCUCGCGACGGUGUUGGCAACCCUUUCACGCCACCAGUACCUGCCAAGGCUACUUUCGGGGAACAGGAUCUAGAACUGACCUCCGAACUCCUGGGUCUGAAGGUCAUACGACCUGAGGUGUUUCCUAUCUCGUCGCUGUUUCCCGUUCGACUGGCGAGAUAUGUCAAAGACCACUAUUCCGCAAAAAAGUUCGAGGAAACCUUCCUUGGCUUGGUGUCAGGCUAUUGGGGCCGGAAUAUCAACAUUUCUACACCAGAAGGAGUUCUAAAAGCUCUAGAAGUCGUGUUCCCAGCGCAUGAACUAGAGGAGAUUAUAAAGAAAGCGCUCUCGGCUGAGAACAAAAAGCGAGUCGUAGAUACCACAAUGAGUGUAGGCGCAUUUGGUGCACCGUGGAUUAUAGCCGUCAACAGAAACGGGGAGAGAAGAGAUUGGUUCGGCAACGACCGUUGGAACCAGGUGUUCCAUCAUCUGAAGGUACCAUAUACUCCUGUAACGAUACUCCCACCUAGCCAGGCGAAGUCACAUUUGUAAUGUCCGAUUUUCAUAAAUCCUUUAAAGACACGCUUUUUCGACGCAACCUUCAUCGUCCUCGG
Molecule: messenger RNA, 799 nt
Organism: Boeremia exigua
Lineage: Eukaryota; Fungi; Ascomycota; Dothideomycetes; Pleosporales; Didymellaceae
Product: glutathione S-transferase
Exons: 3
Coding region: 57-737 (226 amino acids)
Biological process (GO): glutathione metabolic process
Cellular component (GO): peroxisome; mitochondrion
Molecular function (GO): glutathione transferase activity; glutathione peroxidase activity
Source: RefSeq, a predicted model, not a curated record